AACUCUUGGUCCCCAGCCCAGGCAGGUCCCCCGCGGGCGUGGCCGGGUGGGGAGCCGGGGCUGGGGCCAACAUCCCCUCGGGAGAUCCGGCAGCGCUUUUCAGGGUCCUAGGACUGAACUCUCCCCGGGAUGCCUGGGACAGGCCUCCCGGAGUUGUGCAGGCUAGAGGCAGGUCAGGAGCUUUAAGAUCCCAGGACGCUGGGCAGGGCUGGCGUAAGGGGAAGGUCCAGAGGCAGCGGAGCGCUCAGGCCGCUGGGGACCCCGGCGUGGGGAGGCGGUCCCAUCCUGCGCCCGCGGGCGGGGUGCGCAGGCACAGCAGUUAUUUUGGGACUCGCCCUGGUCUGCCGCAUUUCCAGCCACUCCACUUCCAGAGCUGUCCCUGGGCCCAGGUCUGGGGCGAAGAUGCCGGCCCUGCACAUCGAAGAUUUGCCAGAAAAGGAAAAGCUGAAGAUGGAAGUUGAGCAACUUCGCAAAGAAGUGAAGUUGCAGAGACAACAGGUGUCUAAAUGUUCUGAAGAAAUAAAAAACUACAUUGAAGAACGUUCUGGAGAGGAUCCUCUGGUGAAAGGAAUUCCAGAAGACAAGAACCCCUUUAAAGAAAAAGGCAGCUGCAUUAUUUCAUAAAUAACUCUGGGGAGAAACCUUAUCCUCAGUGGAAGAACUAGCUUGUUUUAGUUUUCCGAAAUAAAACCGACAUGCUUUUUAAAGAAGGAAAGCUAAAUUUAAAGCGGACUUUCUCAAGCACUUAUAUAGAUAUGGUUUCAUAUUGUAUAAAAUCUAUGUGCUUCUCAUCUUUGCUCACUAUCCAUCCUUUUUAAGAGGGCAGAGAGCAUCAAAUGUACAAUAAUGGAAAUAAGGACAUUACUUGUGCAUGACUCACCUCUUUCAGUAUAUUGCUUGAUGCCUCAAAUAAAGUUUUAUCUCUGGAAAAUAA
Phyllostomus hastatus (greater spear-nosed bat) is the source of this 934-nucleotide messenger RNA. It is a transcript of the gene GNG11, whose product is annotated as G protein subunit gamma 11. The record is from RefSeq and is a predicted model, not a curated record. Gene Ontology annotation, cellular component: heterotrimeric G-protein complex. The transcript has 2 exons. Lineage: Eukaryota; Metazoa; Chordata; Mammalia; Chiroptera; Phyllostomidae. The coding region runs from base 403 to 624 and encodes 73 amino acids. Gene Ontology annotation, molecular function: G-protein beta-subunit binding. Gene Ontology annotation, biological process: G protein-coupled receptor signaling pathway.